AUGCCUGUUGCUCACGGUAAAACAAAUGUCGAGCCUGAACCGAGAGUCAAGAUUGAGGAUAAAUUGGACGAUGCACAACUGGAUAGGCUUGCUACAGGUGUACCUGUUGACUCUGAAACCACAGCGCCGCCAGUAAGAACCGAAAAAGCUGCUACUAUCGAGUUGCGGAAAGGUAUAAUCCAAAUCAUGCCAGUUCAGAACGAUAGACAACCUCAUUCCAUGAUCCUCAUGACGGGCCUAAAAACACUCUUCCAGAAGCAACUCCCAAAAAUGCCGCGGGACUACAUUGCACGUUUGGUACAUGAUGCCAAUUCCAGAGCUCUAGCCAUUGUCAAACGUGGAUACAAGGUGGUCGGUGGCAUCCUCUUCCGUCCCUUUCCCCACCGAGGUUUUUCGGAGAUUGUUUUCUUUGCCACCGCUUCCGUAGACCAAGUCAAGGGUUACGGUGGAAUGCUUAUGGAUCAUUACAAGAUGCACAUACGGAAAACGUAUCCACGAAUGAACCAUUUCCUAACAUAUGCUGACAACUACGCUGUCGGCUAUUUCGAGAAGCAAGGGUUUUCGAAGGAGAUCACACUAGAUCGAUCGGUGUGGGCUGGCUAUAUCAAGGAUUACGAGGGUGGCACAAUUAUGCAAUGUACGAUGUUGGACAAAGUUGACUACCUUGACAAGGCAAAUAUUCUUGCCCAGCAGCAAGAUGCGAUCAUGUCGAAAGUUCGACAGAUGUCUCGUUCGCAUAUUGUACACGCAGGACUUCCUCAAUUUCAAGAAGGUGCCCCAGUAGGUGUCACCGUAGACCCGCAAGACGUUCCUGGACUACGUGAAACUGGAUGGACCCCGUCCAUGGCUGAAAACUUGGCUCGUCUUUUACCAAAAAGUCCCGAUCAGCAUUUCAUGGAUCGCUUACUGAAGGACUUGCAAGAACAUAAUCAAGCAUGGCCAUUUCUCAAGCCUGUUACCGCGGAAGAUGUGCCAGACUACCAUGAUAUCGUGCUAAAACCCAUGGAUUUUAGUACGAUGGAGCACAAACUUGACAAUAAUCAAUACCAGACGGUCGAAGAUUUUGUUAGCGAUGCUCGGCUUGUAUUCGAUAAUUGCCGCUUGUACAAUUUGGAAGAUAGCGUUUAUCACAAAUGCGCUAAUACGUUGGAGAAGUUUCUGAAUGAACAGUUGAAGGAGCGAAUCAAGCGGGAGUCGUAG
Lentinula edodes (shiitake mushroom) is the source of this 1200-nucleotide messenger RNA. Its product is annotated as Bromodomain-containing protein. Bases 1 to 1200 code for a protein of 399 amino acids. Lineage: Eukaryota; Fungi; Basidiomycota; Agaricomycetes; Agaricales; Omphalotaceae. Gene Ontology annotation, molecular function: histone H3 acetyltransferase activity; protein binding. Gene Ontology annotation, cellular component: histone acetyltransferase complex. The transcript is spliced from 6 exons. The record is from RefSeq and is a predicted model, not a curated record. Gene Ontology annotation, biological process: chromatin remodeling; positive regulation of transcription by RNA polymerase II.